Dacryopinax primogenitus is the source of this 717-nucleotide messenger RNA. RefSeq lists its product as uncharacterized. The coding region runs from base 1 to 717 and encodes 238 amino acids. The record is from RefSeq and is a predicted model, not a curated record. Lineage: Eukaryota; Fungi; Basidiomycota; Dacrymycetes; Dacrymycetales; Dacrymycetaceae. Gene Ontology annotation, molecular function: protein binding. The transcript has a single exon.
AUGCCUGCUCCGGUGGCUGCUUCUCACGGCAGGAACAAGCCAUCUCAUACACCUCCUCCAAAUUGGCCCGUCACCGUCCCAUAUCUUCCCCAUCCAAUACCGCAUGCGAGUUUGUCGUCACAACUCGUCGGGCGGUAUUGUACACCAGCACCACUUCCCGUGACACACCAGGGCCCGAUCACCAAGAUAACAAAGAUAACCGAUCCGGCACAUCCGGCCUUCGGUCAGUACGGACUCUUUGCUGCCAAGAAGAUUCCGCCGAAGACGUGGAUACUGGACUAUACGGGUGUUGUACAUGAUCAGUCUGGAACAGAUCUCACCUCGAACUAUGAUCUCUGUCUGGAGCUCCUUCCGAGAGCACCGGGCCUGAUCGGAGCUUGUCAGCUGGCAUCUAAACGUGGGCAGGGUGAGGCACCGGAUGAGUCUGACACACCUGCCUAUUGGGAUAUUGCUGUAGACGCAGCCAAGUCGGGCAAUGCGGCAAGAUUCAUCAACGACUUCCGAGGCGUCCCUUCGAAGGUGAAGCCAAAUGUGGAAUUCCAGUCGAGAAAGAUCGACGUGUCGACGACAAAAGGCAGGAUAGAGGUCGUUAGAAUUGGUGUUUGGUCUGGCAAGGAUGGGGUUGCAAAGGGAGAAGAGUUGUUGCUCAGCUAUGGAAGGGCCUUUUGGCGAGCAAGACGAAAGGAGGAGGAAGAGGCUAGUCAAGAGGAAUCAUGA